UAGUUUUGAAUCUUCUUCUCUCAAUAAUGAUACAUUUAGAAUUACAACCGAUUAUUGUGAGUAUGAGCAGGGUCAGGCUGAGAUCUGCGUGAAGAAUAGACUUAAAGAAAAUGUUUCUUUUUGGAAGUAUAUCGGAGCAACAGAUUUUGUGUUAGACAUUAUUGAAAACGGGUACAAGAUUCCGUUUUACUCGACUCCUCCAAUGAUGGAUAAGAGAAAUAACAGAUCUGCUAUUAAAAACAGUAAAUUUGUUGAUUCGGCCAUUCAAGAUUUAGUACAUAAAGGUCUCGUAGAUGUUUGUGACGUAAAACCUCAUAUAGUGAGCCCUCUAUCAGUCGCUACACAAUCGUCAGGGAGGAAAAGACUUUAAUCUAGAUUUAUCAAUUAUAAAUAAACAUAUUUGGAAAACUUCAGUGAAGUAUGAAGAUUGGAGAUCAGCUUUGAUGUAUAUUGAAAAAGGAGAUUGGUUAUCAAAAUUUGACAUUCAUUCUGCCUAUCAUCAUAUAGACAUUUAUCCUGCACAUACUGACUUUUUAGGAUUUGCGUGGGGAGAAGGUCAGAAUCGCAUAUUCUACAAAUUUCUAGUUUUGCCCUUUGGCUUAACAACCGCCCCGUAUGUUUUCACGAAAGUUACAAGGCAAUUGGUUAAAUACUGGCGGUUUCAAGGUCAUAAGGUUGUAACAUUUUUGGAUGAUGGAAUUGUGUCUGAUAAAACGAAAAAUUGUGCAAUGUCUACAAGUGGUUCUAUAAAGAAGGAUUUAAUCAAAUCAGGAUUUGUCCCGAAAGUAGAAAAAUCUUUGUGGGAGCCUCAACAAUGCAUUGAGUGGUUGGGUCUUAUCAUUGAAACUAAAAGUAUGUCUUUGACAGUUCCAGCCAGAAGAUUGGAAAAAGUUCUGAAAAUGAUAGAUCGUUUGUUAGACAUAGGCGUUCGAAGCAAGGUUUCUGUGAGAGAUAUUGCAUCAGUGAUUGGUCAAAUUAUUUCUAUGAAAAUGGUUACAGGCUCAGUGUGUCAAUUGAUGACUCGGUCUAUGAGUUUGCAAACAUUAGAUGUAUCAUCAUGGAACGAAAGUAUCAGAUUGAAUGAAGUUAGUUUGCGCCAGUUAGAGUUUUGGAAAAGUAACAUUCAUAAGCAUUCACAAUGUGUUUUAUCAGAAACACAAGGUGUGACUCGUGUUGUAUAUAGCGAUGCAAGUGCUUCGGGAUAUGGUGGUUACUGUGUUCAAUAUGGAAGCCAGAGGGCUCAAGGUCAAUGGUCACGUGACGAGGCAGAACAAAGUUCUACUUGGAGAGAAUUAACAGCGGUUAAGUGUGUAUUACAUGCUUUAUCCAGAGUUCUAACAUCCCAGAGGGUAAAAUGGUUUACCGAUAACAGCAAUGUGGAAUCCAUAGUGUCCAAAGGAAGUAUGAAAGCAGAUUUGCAGAAGAUUGCUUUAGAGAUAUUUGAUUUAUGUGUGUCACAUGCUAUUCAUCUGGAGAUUCAAUGGAUACCCAGAUCAGAGAAUCAGAAGGCAGAUUAUAUCAGUAGGAUUGUAGAUUAUGAUGAUUGGGGUAUAGCUACCCACAUUUUCAAUGAGCUCGAAAGAAAAUGGGGUAAAUGUGACAUCGAUAGAUUUGCCACGCAUUACAACUGUAAAGUUGUCAGAUUCUGUUCAAGGUUUUGGAAUCCUGGGUGUGAAUACAUCGAUGCGUUCACACAGAGUUGGGAUAGUGUAAAUAACUGGGUAGUUCCCCCUGUGUACCUCGUGAGUAGAGUGUUGAAACACAUGAAAUGGUCAAAAGCGAAAGGUACUUUGAUAGUUCCGGCGUGGUAUUCUGCAAAUUACUGGCCAUUAUUGUGUCCUAACGGUAUCUUCAUACCACAAGUGUGGGAUUUCUGUUAUCUACCUAGAGAAAGAGAGGCUUACGUGCCAGGUAGAUGUCAAGGGGGAAUAUUUGGUAUUGAGCAUUUGCAUUUUAACAUGUUGGCGUUGAAAAUGCAAUUUUGAUGUUUAUGUUUACAGAUGUGUUUACUCGUGCUUAUGUUUCUGAGUUGGAGAUGUUGCCUGGAACUGCCAGGGAUUUAGCUGACCAGAUUCCGGACUUGUUGAAUUGUGCUCGAGCUGAUUCUACUAGCAGGAAGUACCAUUACGGAUUUAAAGCGUGGCAAAGUAUGUGCGGUUAACGGUGUUAACCAUGAUGGCCUGUCGCCCACGACGAGGUAUGUCGCAAAAGAUGGAGGCUUGUCGCCCUGAGAAUGUCGCAAACAUGGAGGCUUGUCAUGCUGAGAAACUGAUGCCUGUCGCAUGUAAACAGUAGCUCGUUGCUCAUGAUAUUUUAUUAUCACUGAUUAUGGCUUGUUGCCUUUUGUAGGGCUCGUUGCCACGUAUAUUUGAAGCUCGUCGCGUUAAUCAAGACUAGUCGUCAGUAUUUGUAUAUUGUCAAUUUAUUCAAUGUCAUAUGUUAGAUAUUGUGUAUAUCAUGGAUGUCAAAUGACUGAGAUAUAUGUAAAUGUGAUAUUAAUGUUGAAUUAAACAGUGAGUUGUGGUGCACUGCAUAGCAAUCCA
Haliotis rufescens (red abalone) is the source of this 2543-nucleotide messenger RNA. RefSeq lists its product as uncharacterized. Lineage: Eukaryota; Metazoa; Mollusca; Gastropoda; Lepetellida; Haliotidae. The record is from RefSeq and is a predicted model, not a curated record. Bases 444 to 1985 code for a protein of 513 amino acids. The transcript has 2 exons. Gene Ontology annotation, molecular function: nucleic acid binding.